This is a messenger RNA of Penicillium antarcticum, 522 nucleotides long. RefSeq lists its product as uncharacterized. The record is from RefSeq and is a predicted model, not a curated record. Bases 1 to 522 code for a protein of 173 amino acids. The transcript has a single exon. Lineage: Eukaryota; Fungi; Ascomycota; Eurotiomycetes; Eurotiales; Aspergillaceae.
AUGUCUUUUCGCACGCGCCGCGGUGUGACUCCCCUAGUUCAAGCUUCCGGAGUUCCGAACACCCCUAGUCGCCUAGUUAACUCUAACCCUACGACCCCGGCCAUUGAAGCGAAGCGCAUAAAGCGUCCGCGGUAUAAUACUAAGGAGCGCGCUCGCAAGUGUAUCACCUACACCGGAAUAGGCAGAGUGUGUACUUGGUCGGAGGAUUCGAACGGGAAGGCCCUGCCGCGUUGCGAUGACUGCACUGAUCGAAACAAGAAGUACAGCGAUAUCCCCUUUUCCACCGAGAUCCUAGACCGUUACCUUGCCGCCCUGGCGGAUACGUCUCCUACUAUAGAUAUUGCCCCUGUUAAUGGGCCCCGUGCUGAUUUCCUAAAGGCUGUGAAGCGGCAUACCCAAGAGAGUAACCGCGCGGCUAAGGAUAGCAGCAAGGAGACUACCCUAGUUAUUAGUAGUAGCAGGGAUUCUCGUCGUCGUACCGGUUCACCUCGUUCGAUGGUUUCCGUAGUACGUGAUCGAUAA